Messenger RNA from Porites lobata, 10628 nucleotides. NCBI's taxonomy places the organism in Eukaryota, Metazoa, Cnidaria, Anthozoa, Scleractinia, Poritidae. The record is from the annotation of a GenBank genome assembly.
AUGGAACUCGCUACUUACAAAAUUGUGGAUCAGUCGGAACAAAACAGCAAGAGAAGCGGCGUAUUUAUGAAGUACAAGAUCAUCGCUAUCACAGCUGUAGUUUUGCUAGUUGUUGUAACUGCUUUGGUUCUCUUAGCAGCCUUCCUUGGUCCUGGUCGUAAAAAGUUCACUUCGGUGGACUGUAGUGAAAACACUGGUGAGACGCAAGCAUCUGCUAAGUCAGGUGAGGUUCAGUGCCUUUGAUAAUUGUAUCAGCUUCGGUCAGGCCAGUGACCAAGGUGGCUCGGUUGACCGAGGUGUCACUUAAUAUUAUAAGUUACCGAUAAAAUCUGCUAAGCGUCUUUUAAAUAAGUGUUAUUUACGUUUUCGCAUUACUGCCUUCAUCAGAGAUCCUUUUUGCUUAAAACAAUUCAGUUUUGUUCGUUCAUACGGAGGGCGAACGAAGUCAAGCCCUUGAAAGCGGCUUCUGCCACAACCGAGAUGUCGGUCAUACAAACAGUUCCCAACUACGAAUGCCUCUCCGUUGAAAGACGUCGCUUUUAGCAACAUUUAUCGGUGUAUUUUGUUGUUUAUCGUCAAAAUUUUUUUGGAUCAUGACAGACCGUACAGUGAGACUAUAAAUCGUGUUCGAACAUAGUUGAGUGACGUUGGAUCAAAACAAAUCGUGGUCAGUCAAAGAAUAAACAAACAGUCCUGACACAUGGCCCUGCGAGGACUUACUUGUUAUAAGGAUUGCUUUGGUUCCGGGAAAUGCCGGGGAAAUGCGCCUCUGUAAUGUGCCUCAGGUUUUGUCAUCAGUUCAUUUAGGGACUUGUGCCAGUACAGUUUGUGUUUUGGAUAUCGAAUAGCACUAAGUUGGUGAUAGCGACAAGGAAAAACAUAAGCUUUAGUUCAUGUUAUUUCUUUCGUGGAGUCCAUGACUUACACGAUUACCCCAGAAGGGGGAGGGAAUAGGUUCUUGGAAAAUUCGGAUAGGAUAUUUUACUAACGAAAGAACGAACAAACGAAAGAGUGAGUGAGGUUAUAAACUAAUUAUAAGGAAAGCAUAAGUACCGUAUUUAUUCGAUUAACCGCCCUGGGCGCUUAUUAAAUUUUUGGACCUUGAGGGUGGGCGCUUAUUCGAGGCUGGGCGCUUAUUAAAAUGUCACCAUUGUCAGCAAGUGCAGUAUGUUUAUUUUGCAAUAAAUGGUAAUAACAAAACGUGAAGAUGUAACAAAGCAAGGUUCUUGUAAACCAAUUGUGUAAACUACUCUGAAGAAAAUUCCGUCUUCGGGGAAGUCUCUUCUGAAUAUUAGUACUUAUUCAAUUUUGGGGCUGGGGGGUGGGAGCGGGAAGGCGGGGGGGGUGAGGGUGGGCGCUGUUUGCGUUUGAGUGGGAGGGGAGGGGGAGGGGUGUAGGUGGGCGCUUAUUUACUUUUUCUACCUAUAGGAUGGGCCGCUUAUUCGAGGUGGACGCUAAUUCGAGGUUGGGUGCUUAUUCGAAUAAAUACGGUAUGAGAGUUUCUUACUCGCUAGGCACUGGUUCAACCAUGCGGAUCCUUGUGUUCAUGCCUGGGUAAACACAAGGUUGAUGUGGUGUAUGAUGCCCCCCGGGGGGGUACUCCGGAUUACAAGUGAGGCGUGUGAUAGAAGUAUUUCUUGAACGUUAAGUGGGAAAUUAAUUAAUUUAAAGAUCUUUAAAGUAUUUUCCCGUGACGUCUGUCAAUAGAUACUGUUUGAAGCUGGUGGAGCUGGGUUUAUAUCGGGAAUUCAAAGAUAUAUUUGAGGAAAAUUGGACAUAAUUAUUGGUUGCUGCUGUUAUUAACUUUCCGUCCUCCUUUUCCCUGCAAGUUUUGUUGUUGUUGUUGUUGUUGUUGUUGUUUGGUUUGGUUUGGUUUCGUCCGAACGGGAAAUUCAUUGCACGACAUCUCUGACAUCUCUUCGUAACUGGAUUUGUCCAAAACACUCUUACAGACGCAAGCCUUCUGGUCAUACCUCCGUCCGCAAGCCUUAACCCACAAUGCAUCCACCAGCAUACUGGUUAUCAAGCCUUUUAAAGGAGCUGUGUCACGAAAUUCAGCCAAAUUAGGAAAUUACAAAAUGCCUGUUAAAUUAAGAAAAACAUAAAAAUAACUGCUUAAAACUUUAAAGGAAGGUUAAAAUAACAUAACAGAAACAACAUAUGCCACGGAUGGGCAAAACUGAAGAAGAUUGAAACGGAUUGAAAUUAGGGUUUUUGAAAACUGUUCAGCCUAACAGUUUUUCAAAGUUGAUCCCUGCUACUUGCAACUUUAAAAAUAAUGCUCAGGAGACAUAUUUGUUUGUCUCGGAUCUCUGAUUUUGUUAUUUACAUGUAAUUUCUUUACUUACUUUAAGUUUCACAGCGAUUGAGGGCGAGCAUUGACAAAAUUAAACAAAAUGAACUGGACUGCCGUGACACAGCCCCUUUAACUUCCCCAAGUUUGCAUUGCAGGUGACGAGACCACUCAGCUGUCAUGUGACGUGGCCAUAGUCGGUGGAGGUGUUUCCGGUCUGUAUGUAGCCGAAAGUCUCCUCAGACUCCAGAAAGAGACUGAUGUUUGUUUGUUUGAAAGAAGUGAUCGCUUUGGUGGACGAAUACAUGAUUACUCGUUUCAACGAAUGCCUGGUGUGCCAGUCAGUAAGUAGUUUUGCAAAUGACAUUAAGACGGAAUCGACCAGGAAAUUGAGUAUAUGUAAUUUUCAGUGAACAAAAACCUUGUAUCAGAAUAAUUUAAAGAACAUUGCAUUCUGUUUUUACAGUUUUCAAGGGCUGAAGAUGUCAUUAGUCAUCUGUAAUAACACCAAAGAAAAUUUCUCAUGGGAGUCCGAGCAAACGAAUGUCAAAUUUCACAAGAAUUGUGAAAACACAGGUAAAAUUUUGAAAAUUUAAUGUGUAAGAUGUAAUUUUGUGAAAUUUGACAUUGAUUUUAUCGGGCCUCCAUAAAAAAAUUUUUUUGGUGUUACUACAGAUAGAUGACCAAUUAAAUCUUCAGCUCUUGAAGAAUGUACAAACGAAUGCAAGAUGCCUUAAAUUAUUCUGGUACAAGAUUUCUGUCCUCUGAAAAUUAAAAUACUCAAUUUCCUGGGUGAUUCCGUCUUAAAUAUUUCCGGUUUGGAAAUUUUUGUGCACUGCACUAAGUUUCAAAUAGGACUUGAGUUUACAUUAGACAGUCCCUUUAAUAGACAAGAAUUAUUAGUCCUUUUGUGGGUGACCAAUCCAUCCUCCGAAACUUCGGUCGCUCCACUAACCAAGCAGCUAUAUGUCAUUGGAUUCAUUUGUGGUAAACCUUUUGUAAAGAGUCUAUCUGCGUGAGAGAAUUUCAUUAAGGAAACCUGUUUUGCUAUCACCUAAGACGACGGAACUCGGAAGAACGACUUCAAUAUCUCGCGCGAGUGUCCGAUUGGUCCACUUUGGUAUAGCAGUUUCAAGUUCCGCCCUCAUCUCAAACUGGAGGAUUUACUCGAAGGUCCCGAGUUCAACAUUUCCAGUUCCGUUUUUCGAAAAAGCCAGUUGCGUUAUUUUACUGUCCUUCUAUUUUAUUAGCAUAUUUGCUUAGCAAAACUAGACGCUAUUGAGGGGUUAUAUAGCGGGGGAGAGGGGGUGGGUUCCCUUAUUUGGCUUAAAAAUGCAUGUGCCGUUAAAAAAACAGUGUAAAUAGACAAUUUCAUAUAGUUAAGCGUCUUAAACAUGGUGGCGUUUUGGACCGGAAUCGACUAAGAGAGGGUGAAGGUUGGCGAUGAGCGGUCACAUGAUGCUGUUAUAAAACUUACUUGAUUGUGUACUGACACUAAUUGAAUCGGGGUUAUGAUAGGAGGUAUCCUCCUUAAACAGAGUACAUGUAGCUAUUUUAGCCUUUUCUCCUGUUUGUGUACUUCAAGGUCUGGGCGCGUGGCGAGUGGAAGAAACCCACUCACAUGUUUGGUAAGUAACAUUCCAUUAUUACUGCUGCAGCUACUCGAAAACAAGCGAUUCUUUUCAUUAUAUCAGCUCCUUGCAUAUCACGUAAAAAUUAUUCGUAUUUGUUAGAAAACGGACAGCCUCUCCGUUUUUCAGUGGCUACCGCAGGAUUAUUGAUCUCAGUUUCUCUUUCUCACUUCCCCCAAGAAAUUCUCUAACUCCACCAGUUUUGUUUUGUUUUGCUUUGUUUUUUUGUUUGUUUUCUGUUGCCGCUGCAGUUGUUGUUUGUUUUUUUCGUUUCCGAUUUAGAUUAGAGUCGAGGAUCGCGCGAGGACGACUACGAGGACUAGUUUGACUUUUUCUCGCGUAUUCGCGAACAAUAGUCAACCCCGGAAAGCUUUAUUUCCUUCUUUUACCAGAUACAUUAUGUUGCCCAGUAUCCGGACGGUACCAGUAUCCGGACACUUGAAACAAAAACUCAAUUUUGAGGCGCCCUUUUCAGUUCUCGGUUAACGAAGUAUUUCAAAUGAAAGCUGAACAUUUCAGCUUUAAGAUGAAAGUUUUGGCGUUUUGAAAGCUUGCGAAAGAGUCGCAGAAGACGCCGUUCUGUUCAGGUCAGUAAACUUUACAUGGCUAAUAUUUACGCUGUUUACUGCGCAGUAAAAUUAGUGCUGCUCAGAAAAGGGAGGGUAAAUGUGUGAUAUUUUCAAAGAAACUGUUUUAUUUUUAAAGUGAAGAUACUUAAGGAAGUCAGGUUUUCAGAAAGUUUAUUAAUUCUUCUUGAAAUUCGAUUUGUUUGGAAUAACGGAGGCCAGAAACAUUCACUAAGUAUUGAUGUCAGGUGCCCAGUAUCCGGACAGUUUUUCAUUUGCUGUACAGAAUCGAUGAAUUAGCUGUGUACAUUAUCCGGAUAAGAUUUAUUUCAUAUCAGUAACUAUAAUUAAAGCUUAGGAUAUAUGAUAUAGUCGUAAAAUGUAAUUCUACUCAACUCCGUAUGGAAAUUUUCUUCACUCAUUCAGAGGCGACUUGAUUUCGUGUGCACGGCUUGUUUCGCGUGACUGCAUUUUCUAUAUAUAACCGAAAGCGUCUGAGUUGAACCUGGAAUUCUCAUACUUUCCCCAGUUGUGACUGCUAGAAUGGGGUUGCAACUGUCUGAGAAAUGUCACAAAGGGAUUGAGAGAUGUGAAAGAAGGAGGAAUUAGUGCUAGAAAAGCAGGCUUAUUGUUGGGUCUGAGCAUGGAGAAAUCAACCAAUGCAGGUCAGACUAAAUAGGAGAGUGACCUUUGACCGUUCGAUCAAGGUCCCUUCCCCGAGCUUUUUUUUUAAAUAAAAAAUGAAGAAAAAAAGUCGUUUGCAGAUUGGCUAAUUGAGCUUACAAACUGCGGCCUCGGCAUGUCCACGGAUGCCUUCCUUAAACCAGUGAAAAAGUUCCCAGACAAGGAAGUGAGAAUUAUACCAUUUUUAAAACAGCCGCUCGCGUUCCCCACCAUUACCCAGUCAUUUGUUAUGUUUUAUUUCACGAUGCUAGGUUAUAUUUUUGGAAUCGAUUGUCAGUCUACUUUGCAAGUGCAAGAGAAACUUAUAAGUCGCUUGCCCGUCGAAAUUUAUGUACAAGUACUUUGUUAUUGUUAUGUCCGGAUACUGGGCAACAUAGGAGCUCUGCAAAAAUAUUAAUUUUGCGAUGGAAACAAGGGCGAAAAAGUUAAACUGUCUUUCGUCAUAUUAAGGACUAAAUAGAUUUUCUCUGGGCCAAAUUUCAGAGCUCUUGCGAUUAACAAAGGAAAGUUAUUGCAAUCUUAAACUGAAGUAUCCGGAUACUGAGAAACAUACUGAUGAAAAUUGUAACAUUUGAUGACUUGUUUUCGCAGUGAGGACAAUUUACAGUAAUUAUAACCCGGAAUACAUGACGACGGCUUUGGUCCACGCGCGCGCUCUGCUUAGUUAAAGAAAAUCAACAAUAAUAACAACAACAAAUAUUGGUGAAAACUGGAUAAUUAUAUAACUAAUUACAUUACUUCCCCACCCGUAAAUAGCUUAUGAACUAAUCGAGGCGGGGGAAGCUGAAGACAUAUUACAAGUACAAGGUUUACCAUACAAUUAGUACAACUUGAACUGACAUAAAACAAGGCAAGUACCUCGUAGUGGUCCUCGCGCGUCUUAAUAGAAUCUAAAGGCCUCUAUUGAUGUUUUCUGCCUUUCUUAUUUAGGGACCUGCUUAAACGUUUUGGCAUAUCAGUCAGCUAUCUUGCUAAAGACCAUCACAACAGACUAGAGGCGCGGGGAAUUUUUGCCACUGACUCACUAAGCCUUAAAGAAGAAGCAUUUCCUUCUCUGAACCAAGGACCAUUUCAGAAUGCAACCUAUGAACAGAUGAUGGGGUACUUACUUGGUAAGCGGGAAAAAGCAAACGAUUUUGCUAGCUUUUAUGACUUUAUUACGGAGUAUCUUACACCAGAAGGUUUCCAGUUAUUUGCACACGUCAAUGGAUGGCUACCGAACUAUUACAAUCCACCUGAUGCUAGAAGUAUUGUUGACUUAUUGUUAAUGUAUGCUCGCUUUAAGAAUUUCUCGAGACCAGAUAGCGGAUUAUCAGCAAUAACACGAGCUUUAGAACUGUCUGCUACGGAACUCGGUGCAAAACUUUACAAAAACGAAAAAAUUAAAUUCAUGGAAGAGUAUCGUGAGGAUCAGUUUAAGCUGAUAACAACAAAUUAUGCUGUAAGUGCCAAGAAACUGGUUCUUGCAGUACCCCCACAACCGAUGAAUCAACUCAAGGGCUCUGUUGCCGAGAAAAUUAAAAACGACUCCAUCUUUCAGUCUGUUGGAAUCUCUUUGGCAUUUAAGGGGUUCGCAGUGUUUGAAGAGGCUUGGUGGCAAUAUAAUUCUACCGGAAGUCGUUAUUUGGCAGAUGAGCAACCGAUGGUGUCUACCAGUGACUGUUUAGGGUCUAUAUUCCCGUACAAGUAAGUAAAAGUUAGAGUAUUAUUCAGCACAAUUGCCAUACUUCAAGUGUACUGACCAAACGUAUACAGUACCUUUAUUAAGAAACUCAGACCAUGCCAUAGUACCCUCAUCCAAACUAGGAGUCACAGUCCCGUAAUGCAGUCUGACAUGGCCGCCAAUAUGUAUAUUUCAGUGGUUCUAUCUACUAACACCGUAACGUAAAACGUUAUCCUAUGUAUUAGCUGAUCUUCAUGAGAGGUCCCAAAGCUAUCAAGGGCUUAAUAUCCGCCCCAAUAUCUCUCAUCUUGAGGACUAUAUAUUUUUUUUCAAUUUAUCAAUCAAUGAAAAUGACUGCAAAAUAUCAGCAAACGAGGAGACUCAGUAUUAAAAAAAAUACCACCUAAAAAAACUACCUCCGACUUAGAGCUGGAUUUCGAGCCCUUUCAGUUUUCGAGACAAUCAAAAGCUGUCGUGAAGAGUCAUCGGUCCAAAAUUCUAUCGCUAAGAUGAUGGAUUCAAUCCAGACCCAAACUCGCCUGACUGGCAGACCACACGUUGUCAGGAUGUGCAAGACUUCAAAACUGGAAAGAAAAAAAUAAGCAAAAUAAAAACGUAACCGGAUGAAGUCAAUGUCUUUGUAGUUGUUGUCUCAUAAGAAUGAAAGGCUUAGUUGCGAACGGCAAUCUUAAUUAAUGUGUAUCUAGUGUUUAUGUUCUUUAAAAGAGUGGGUCGGUUCCCCGAAGAACUGCAAAGUAACUGUGAAUCGCUCAAAACGUAGGGGAAUUCCAGCCCAAACUGUUAGUCACCUCCAAGUAAACCUAAUUUUGUUUGGAAAGCCCGAUGAAGUACUUGAACGAGUCUUUUUAUGUGUUACCUGUUUAAUACGAUAGGCUGAUUUAGCAACAGAACCGGAACGUCAGUUGACAACUGCGCGCGCAAAUCAAACAACUGGCUUGGCCAAUGGCAGAGCGGCAAAUUGGGAACCGGAAGUCGUGUUUAGUCCUUUCCGCGCGCUUUCCCGUCGCCAACUGACGUUCCCGUCCUGUUGCUAAAUCAGCGUGAUAAUUCGCAGGCGACGUGGUCCCAAAGGUGAAGCGUUACUGCAGAUGGCUUAUGCAAACGUGCAUUGUGCUGCCAGAUGGGGAGAACUAUUGAAGAUUUCUAAACAGAGCGUGGAUCACCAGAUUCUCAGAGCCUUAACGACAUUGUUUCCCGGAGUUAAUAUUCCCAAGCCUUUGGAAACGGUUUACGUGUAUUGGGAAGAAGGCGCCGUGUAAGUGAAUCUAUACAAUCUACUGUAUACUACACGGCUACAAAGUUAAUAAGCUACUGAAGGGGGGCCCAACGUCUUUUUUUUCUGUAAAAUACGUGCUCGAAAGAAGUCGAUAAGGGCUAACUGUUAUACCGGUACGAGAUAUGUAUCUUUUCGAUUCGAAGGUUGUGUUUUUCACAUUUUUUUUUUACCAAGAUAUAAUUGCUUUAACUGUACAAAAAAGAUGAUCGUUGGAAAAAUUUCGAUACGAAAAAACGUCCCCUAGAAUUUUCUAAUGGAAGUACGGCUGCUGCUAGGGUUUUCCACAAGUUGCUCGGCAACGUUUUAAGCAACUUCUCGUAUUUCGAGCAACUUUUCGCAUUCUGAGCAAUUUCUCUAUAGUUUUCUAGCAAUUCUGAGAUAUCGGAAAAGCCUUAAGUGCUUAAAUUGGCCUUUCUUAAACAUUUCACAGUGUUUUAGUAGACAAUUUUUGAAUUUCCCAUGAAAAAGGAGCCAGAUCCUCCUCUCUGGGGCAGAUCAUGGGCGCAAGAUGCAUGCAGGCGGGCUUCUAGGUCAGUGGUGUUUAAAAGAAAAUUCAAAAUGGAAGACGAAGCCUGUCUCAGGGGAAGAAGGUCAUUCAACAAUUUUAUUGGCUCAUACUAAAAUUUUGGUAUGGAAAGGGCCCAUGACUAUGAGGCCAUGGGCUCCUGACAUUGAUGCGUACAGUAUGUGUUCCCUGGUCCGGACGAAAAAGACGUGAAUGAGUAUUUCUUAUCUUAGAAGAAGAGUAGUGUGCUUAAAUUGUCCUGUAAGUUGCCGUAACAUUUUACUAACUUGUGAAAAACCGACAGCUUCUGAGCUUUGCCGAAAAUCCUGCAUCAUAGAAAAUGACCGCUCCGUUUGAAGUCCCUAGGUCCUGCCAGUGGUUCCUUGGUUCCUUUGGCCACUUGUAUCCCGGCAUGCAAACUGUGAGCAAAAAGAAACGUUCCAAGCACCAACUGAUCUAAAUUCCUGUUUAUUUUCUAAAGGCAUCAUUAUAACUUCGAAACCAAAAUGAGAUUUCUGUGUAAAGAGCUAUAGUUUGGUAUCAUGCAGAAUUAUUAAUAGUUUCGCUUCCGUGCGAAAGUGUGUCGUGCAGUUAAUUACGAUGCAACGGCAGCGAAAUCGCCACUAUUUAAAUAAAUUCGAUCAAGUUUAGAGGGAAAGAAAAAUUUAUUUGACCACUCCAGAAAAUACCAUAACAUACCAUAAUGCUCUUUGUUUGUCGCCCCCAAAUUUUGCAUAAGCAUUGUCAUUAGUUUCUCUUGGAAGUUAAAAUGGUCCCAAGAGAAACUGAAAACAAUGCUAAUGCAAAAUUUUGGGGUGACAAACAAAGAGCAUUAUGGCAUGUUAUGGUAUUUCUGGAGUGGUCAAUUUGUCGUCGCUUGUCAAAAAAAAACUUCCUUCAGGAAAUUUCGUGCAGGAACGGCAAAGAAAUCCGAUCGAAAAGCGUGCGUCAUCUUGCACGUGCAGUCAAGGCAGAGUAAUGUUUUGCUUGUUAAAACCCAAGGCUUGAAUUUUGCUAAAGCUCCUUAAUGAAACCAAUCGGACGGAUAAAGCUCCCUUUUUAUGGCCUCCUUGAUCAUUACUUGAUUAAUCAAGUGCAGUGCUACUGGGAAAGUCUCGAAAAAUAUAUUUAACUUGAACGCUGCAUGCGGUUUCUAUUAUUUACUUAAUGCACUCAUUGAUGCUUUACUUAAAAUGUGACUCAAAGUUGAAAGAUCCUCACUUCAAUUCAUAAAGUCUUAAUUUACUAAGAACUAAACGAAAUGAAAACUGAACUUUCUAUUCUCUCCCUUUUCAAUCACUGUUUGGCUGGUUUAUGUUAUCGUCCAGUGGCCGGCCGGGACCAAGGACCUAGUACGCAAAAUUUGCUUUGGAAUAUUAUACCACAACUUUGGUUUUAAAAUUCAACUUUGUCAAUUGCAAGUAAUCUAUUCGCUAAAGUUAAGUUCAACAGACAUGUAACUGGCAAUAUUAAUGAUAAGAACUUGCCAGCCGUGAAACAGCCUUGUUAAACUUUAUUACACCUCUUUGCACUCUAGCUAAUUCCAUGGGCUUAUUAAGACAUGAUCAUUAUAUCUGGGCUAUUCUAGAUGCUUUGAUUUCUUUGCUCCUGGGAACCCCUGCAGUUACAGCUGCUGUCCGCUGCCACAAACUAAGGCCUUAAAUUACUUUCAUUUGCUUAAUGUGUACUUAUUGCUUGUGAGAAAGGGAUUAUUGUGAUCUUCUCUACAGGCACAGACAGAACGCAGGAACACAGUUUUCUGCGUCUCAAGUCAAAAACUGGGCUAAGCGUCCCUUCGCAGAAAAAGAUCUUUUCAUCGUUGGUGAAGCUUAUCAGCCAAUAAAAGGCUGGAUCGAGGGAGCACUGCAAUCAGCACAGAAUGCAUUGAGUGAAGGAUGGGGGAUUGAAAAUGAUUCCCAUUUAGGGCAAGGAAGAGAAUCAAAGCAAGAUAAAGGCGACGACAACUUUGAGUUGAUUCCGUUUCCCUGA